This is a messenger RNA of Meriones unguiculatus (Mongolian gerbil), 1092 nucleotides long. RefSeq names its product regulator of microtubule dynamics 1 (gene Rmdn1). The transcript has 10 exons. Gene Ontology annotation, cellular component: spindle microtubule; mitotic spindle pole; cytoplasm. The record is from RefSeq and is a predicted model, not a curated record. NCBI's taxonomy places the organism in Eukaryota, Metazoa, Chordata, Mammalia, Rodentia, Muridae. Bases 4 to 939 code for a protein of 311 amino acids. Gene Ontology annotation, molecular function: microtubule binding.
GUCAUGGCGCUGCCCUCGCGACUGUGGCGCCUCCUCCCGCUGCUGCGCGGCGCGGCGCCGAGCGUGUGCCAGCCGGCGAGGACCUGGGGCAGCCGCGGGCAGCGUGGCGCCCGGGGAUCCCGCGGCUCCGAGGUGAUAGGAAACAUAAGACCUUUCAAGAGAGGCCUUUUGUUCUCAGCCUUGUCGUAUUUGGGUUUUGAAACCUAUCACGUCAUUUCUCAGGCUGCUAUGGUUCAUGCCGCAGCCAAAGAAGUUGAAGAAAUACUUGAGCAAGCGGACUACCUGUAUGAAAGUGGAGAAACAGAGAAGCUUUAUCAUCUGCUUACACAGCAUAAGGAAAGUGAAGAUGCAGAGCUCCUCUGGCGGUUGGCACGAGCAUCACGUGACAUAGCACAGCUUAGUAAGACUUCAGAAGAGGAAAGAAAAGUUUUGGUGUAUGAAGCCCUAGAGUAUGCAAAAAGAGCACUAGAGAAAAAUGAGUCAAGCUUUGCUGCUCACAAGUGGUAUGCAAUCUGCAUUAGUGAUGUUGGAGAUUAUGAAGGAAUCAAGGCUAAGAUUGCAAAUGCCUACAUUAUCAAGGAACAUUUUGAGAAAGCAAUUGAGCUGAACCCUAAAGAUGCUACUUCAAUUCACCUUAUGGGUAUUUGGUGCUAUACAUUUGCUGAAAUGCCUUGGUAUCAAAGAAGAAUUGCUAAAGUGCUGUUUGCAAAUCCUCCUAGUUCCACUUAUGAGGAGGCCUUGAGAUACUUUCACAGGGCAGAACAAGUGGAUCCAAACUUCUACAGCAAGAACUUGCUGCUUUUAGGAAAGACAUACUUGAAGCUAAACAACAAAAAGCUUGCUGCUUUCUGGCUGGUAAAAGCCAAAGGUUAUCCAGCACACACAGAAGAAGAUAAACAGAUACAGACAGAAGCUGCUCAUUUGCUUACAGGUUUGUGACAAGAAACGAGAACUUUUUGGAGAAGGCAAACCAAGUAUUUUGCAUUUCACUGAUUUAUAAAGAUGAUCUAUUAAUCAUCAUAAUGACUGUAUUGCCCCUCCCCCCCAGUUCUUUUGUGUGUUACUAUUUUACAGAAUAAAUGUAAAAAGAAA